AUGUUCACUGUUUAUGCUAUUGUUAAGUUCAGUAUAAUACUAGUUGACAUGGUUUCGACUCAACACCAUGGUUUAGAAACUCUAAGUCCGGAGAAAUUUAGGGAUCUACACAAUGCCUUCCGGAAAAUGAUACUUAACGGUUCGGUUCCCAACCAACCGAAGGCCAAGGCAAUGCCAGAUUUGUUUCGAACAUUUCGUAACCUGAUGCGAGAUCAAGAACCAAAGUUGACCCCGGUUGUAACGAGACUGUUGGCGUCAAUUGUGCUUCGUCGCCUCACGGUGGCUCGUGAGAUGCUGACUCGAGAGCAGCAAGCGGGAUUCCGGCCUGGUAGGGGUUGUGUUGACCAAAUCUUCACACUGCGUCAGGUGCUAGAACAACGCCAUACGUAUAAGCGACCCACGAUUCUAGUAUUCCUGGAUUUCCGAGGCGCAUUCGACUCGGUUGAUCGGUCUGUUCUUAUCGAGACGCUUGCCCACCAAGGAAUGCCCCAGAAGUUUGUAAACAUAAUACGUUCUUUGUAUUCUCAGACUUCCGGACGUGUUUUGGACAACAAGCUGAAUGAGAAUGCCAAGAAAUGGGCCGAAAAAUGUGUUUAUAAACAUCAAGCUAAAAUAAAUGAUGGCGAAAAUCUGGCAGUAUCAAGUGAUAGCAGUGAAAACCCAGUGGAGCUCUGGUUCGAUAAACAUAAGACGUACAACUUUGGAAAACUCACAAACCAAACUUCUACGGAAACCGACCCAUACACCCAAGUCUUUUGGGAAAAAAACAAAGCACUUGGAGUGCUAUCAGAUUUUUGUGAGACUAUGAAGGAUGGUAAAGGCAACCCUGUUGGACAAGCAUAUUUCUCGGUCUGUCGAUAUUCACCAAGGUAA
Opisthorchis viverrini is the source of this 873-nucleotide messenger RNA. RefSeq lists its product as hypothetical. The coding region runs from base 1 to 873 and encodes 290 amino acids. NCBI's taxonomy places the organism in Eukaryota, Metazoa, Platyhelminthes, Trematoda, Opisthorchiida, Opisthorchiidae. The record is from RefSeq and is a predicted model, not a curated record. The transcript has 5 exons.